This is a messenger RNA of Populus nigra (black poplar), 1173 nucleotides long. Its product is annotated as thioredoxin H9. Lineage: Eukaryota; Viridiplantae; Streptophyta; Magnoliopsida; Malpighiales; Salicaceae. The transcript has 5 exons. Bases 335 to 787 code for a protein of 150 amino acids. The record is from RefSeq and is a predicted model, not a curated record.
CCAAAAAAGGUCUAUAUAAAUAGGGCAUUGUUUUACUAGCAGCCCUUUGUUUAUUCGUUGGUUAUAGUAGAAUAUGUCGUUAGUUUACAGCAAACAACCCAAACGUGGAAACUUGAAAUGGCAACACACCCCCUGAAGGGAAGGACACCUAUAGUCUCUAGCAUUUCUCUCUCUCUGUUGAAAGUUUUACGGGAUCUUUGACUGCCCACGUUGUCUAUUUCUGAUAAGGCCUUAAUGACAUGAUCUUGUGGUGAAAUCCUGGAUUACAUUACAUAUCAGAAUCAAUUGGAUCCAAAGGAACCUGCUGUAAUCGCAAAUCCAUCACCAGGGUGUAAUGGGACAUUGUUGGUCCACGGUCUGCGUUUGUUGUAAUAAGUGUCACAGAGGUGAUGAAGAAAGUGUUCAUCAAGAGAAUUAUCGUAAAGAAUUUGCCAGUAGAAAUGUUCACCUUCUUACCACUAUGGAAAAAUGGAAUGAAAAAAUAUCAGAAGCAAGUAGGGAUGGGAAGAUUGCGGUCGUAAAUUUCAGUGCAUUGUGGUGUGCACCAUGUAAAACAACUGCACAAGCCUUCUGCGAGCUUGCAGAUAAAUAUUCCUCCGUCAUAUUUCUAACAGUUGAUGUUGAUGAGCUUGCAGAACUGAGUACUUCAUGGGAAAUUAAAGCAACUCCAACAUUCCUCUUCCUUAAAGAUGGGCGACAAGUUGACAAACUUGUUGGAGGAAACAUGGCGGAGCUCCAGAGGAAAACUGCUGCUAUUGUCAAUCUUGAGUCUAGGUCACGUAAUUGACUCUUACUCCUGAAAACUGGCUUAUUUUCCAUUCCAUUCUCCAAUCAGAAUUUCUGUUACCAUGUAGUAGUGUCAGCAACCACUGCCAGGUACUGGUAUAUCAAUUUUUGAAAAAUCUGAUAUUUGCACGUGAGAUAUGAGAUCAUUGUUUUUUCAGACAAAAGUGAAAAACUUUGUACUCAAUAGGGCGUUUAGAGCAGCAAAAAAAAACAAAGAAAAUUUGCAAAAUUCUUGAUGGAUAUUGCUGUGCAUCCUGACUGUACCAGUGGUUUUGUCAGAAAUUGAGAGAAUAAGGGAUGCAUGAUGGAAAGAAUCUUUCUUAUACUACUCUCAUAUGAGGGGAAGUCUCAUGGAUCUGAGAGUGCUCAUGGACUUGGAUUGCAUUA